AUUCGAUUUUAUGCCGCCGCCCUGCCAGCCAUUACCCCAAUUUCCCCAUUUCUCUCCCUCCAGAAUCUGAGCUCCAAUCCGUCCAGCGUUCUGUCCCCAUUGGCCUCAUCCGAAAAUGGCUCUGCGACUCCUUCCCUCCAGCCUGUCCGCCCAGAUGCUGCCUCGAACCCGCCUGCUCACCGAUUCCCUGUCCGCUGCGGCGGUAGGACCGUGGUCUGCUUUCGCUAUCAAUGCCUCCGCCUGGUCUCACAAUUUUCUGAAGCCCGCUGCCAUCUCGUUGAAUAUUCCCGGUCUCAUCGAGGGCCUCUGGGACUCCGUCCUCCGUGCCGUACCCAAGAAGAAGACCUCCCAUAUGAAGAAGCGUCAUAGGCAAAUGGCCGGCAAGGCCCUGAAGGAUGUCAAAGGUCUUAGCACAUGCUCCGGAUGUGGCCAGGUGAAGCGCUCGCACGUCCUGUGCCCCAACUGCGUUGAAAGUGUCAAGAAGCAAUGGAAGGAUACCCAAACGGCCUAAAGGGCAAGAAAGGAACAUUUUAUGAAAAACGGACAGACGGUGGAUUUUAUUUGCAUUGGGAUUGUAUUUUUACCUGGUAUUCAUGAAGUGUAGGAUAAAUGCUGCAUGGCAUUCGGCGUCUGGCACAGCCUGAGGGUUCUUGACUUCGGUGGUUUAAUUUUGUUGCAUCGUGACCGUUUUAUUUAUUUGUAUAGCUAUCCGGGGCCAAUUGAAAAGCCCGAGGGAUCUGGUGUGUUCCAAUGUAAUCAAAAGAUUAUACCAGCGCAGGGCGGAGGACGUCAGUCUUUCAUUGAAGGUCCGCCGGGUGGGUGCCAUCGGGAACAUGAUCUCAUUCGGCCGCCAGUCAGUUUGUCCCGCCAUGAUUGUCGCUCGGUUCCCCAAACAACGUUCAUACUUUCC
This is a messenger RNA of Aspergillus ibericus CBS 121593, 910 nucleotides long. RefSeq names its product mitochondrial 54S ribosomal protein bL32m. NCBI's taxonomy places the organism in Eukaryota, Fungi, Ascomycota, Eurotiomycetes, Eurotiales, Aspergillaceae. The record is from RefSeq and is a predicted model, not a curated record. The transcript is spliced from 2 exons. The coding region runs from base 116 to 511 and encodes 131 amino acids. Gene Ontology annotation, cellular component: mitochondrial large ribosomal subunit. Gene Ontology annotation, biological process: translation. Gene Ontology annotation, molecular function: structural constituent of ribosome.